AUGGCUGCCCCGUGCGACACUUUGAGCGGAUACUUGCAGCAGCAACAGUCGGACCAGGGUUCUAACAGUGAGCGCAGCACAGACUCGCCUUUGCCGGGCUCUGAGGAGGACCUAAGCGGACCCCACCAGCUGCCCGACCCGGAGUGGACCGAGGAGCGGUUCCGUGUGGACCGAAAGAAGCUGGAAUUCAUGUUACUAGCCGCUUCAGAAGGGAGAGUGAACGGUGGGGAGGAUUUCUUUCAAAAGAUAAUGGAUGAAACGCAAACACAGAUAGCCUGGCCUUCCAAACUCAAGAUUGGUGCAAAAUCAAAAAAAGAUCCACACAUCAAGGUGUGCGGCAAGAGGGAACACGUGAGGAACGCCAAAGAGAGAAUUAUGUCAGUGCUCGAUACAAAGAGUAACAGGGUAACGCUGAAAAUGGAUGUCUCGCACACGGAGCACUCCCACGUGAUCGGCAAAGGCGGCAACAAUAUCAAGCGGGUGAUGGAGGAGACGGGCUGCCACAUCCAUUUCCCCGAUUCCAAUAGGAACAACCAAGCGGAGAAAAGCAACCAGGUGUCUAUUGCGGGACAGCCAGGAGGGGUGGAGGCGGCCCGAGUUAAAAUCAGGGAGCUGCUCCCUCUUGUACUUUCUUUCGAACUCCCAGCUAUCAUGCAGUCGGAUCCCAGCUCGCCGAGCGUGCAGGCCAUCUCACAGACGUACAACCUGGCCGUGUCGUUCAAACCCCCGACGCGGCUGUACAGGGCCACUGGUGUGGUGCGUGGCUCCCAAAACAAUGCCAACGCUGUAAAGCGUGGGACAGCUCUGCUACUGGAGCACUUGGCAGGCAGCCUGGUGAGCACCAUCUCAGUCACCACCCACCUGGACAUCGCCCCCCAGCACCACCUCUUCAUGAAAGGCCGCAACGGCAGCAAUAUCAAGCACAUCAUCCAAAGAACUGGCGCCCAGAUCCACUUCCCUGACCCCAAUAGCCCCCAGAAGAAGUCCACCGUCUACAUCCAGGGCACCAUCGAGUCGGUGUGCCUCGCCCGGCAGUACCUCAUGGGCUGCCUGCCGCUGGUGCUCAUGUUCGACAUUAAAGAGGAUGUGGAGGUGGAACCUCAGUGUAUCACGGCCCUGAUGGAGCAGCUGGAUGUCUUCAUUAGUAUCAAACCCAAACCUAAACAGCCCAGCAAGUCUGUCAUAGUGAAGAGUGUGGAGAGGAAUGCCGUGAAUAUGUAUGAAGCCCGGAAGUUCCUCUUGGGUCUGGAAAGCAACGGCGUGUCUUGCUGCUCACCCCCUGUGGCCUUGAACCCGGCCCCUAACGGGCCCUCACCAUCCCUCAUCUGCCCCGUUGGCCUGGAUAUUUUGGCCUCAGCUGGUCUGGGGCUCAGCAACCUGGGCUUCCUGGGUGCGACGGCGUCUCACUCCCUGGCCAACUCGGCCGGCCCCAAUGCUAUCCUGAACAACUUAAACUCCACCAUCAGCCCCCUACAAGCCCCUAGCACACCCACGUCCUCUCUCUGGCCUAGCUCUCUCACCAGCACCCAAGCCUUCUCAUCCCAGCUAAUGCUACACCCAGCCACCCACGCCACACUCAGCAGCAUCCUUCUAUCAGGCGUGCAGGGUUACACGCAGAACACACCCUCCCCUCCACCGGGCCUGGCGCCCAUCGACAAGCAGUCCAACGGCGUCUCCGACUGCGCCAAGGCAGCCUGCGCACUCAAUGGCCACGUUAAGCAUUCGGGUUCAGUCUACUCGAGGAUAGCCACCGCGUCACUUGCUGAAACAGUAAUGAGUCCAGCGGCGUGCGACUCGGUCCAAGAGGCCAGCGGACACAAUCCGUCAGAGCCCCUGUCGACCAAGUCCAGCACCGAUGAAGGCCCGGACACAUUUGUUGAGGUGGGCAUGCCAAGGAGCCCCUCGCACUCAGCCAGCGGCAGCGAGCUGAAGCAGAUGCUGGCCUCAUGCAAGACAUCGUCGGGAAAACGGCAAGCUGUAGAGCUCCUUCAGGGCACCAAGAACUCCCACUUACAUUCCGAUUGUCUCCUGCCGGACGCCGAGUCCACUUCGGCAGACAGCCCUGUAGCCGACAAAAGGGCGCCGGGCAGCGAGCGGGCGGCCGAGAGGGCGGCGCAGCAGAACGAGAGGGAACGCAUCAGAUUGGCCCCACAGACCUCCUUUGCCAACAUGCAGGCAUUUGACUAUGAACAGAAAAAGCUGCUGGCAACCAAAGCUAUGCUGAAGAAGCCUGUGGUGACGGAGGUGCGGACACCGACGAACACCUGGAGCGGCCUUGGCUUCUCCAAAUCCAUGCCGGCCGAAACUAUCAAGGAGUUGCGAAGAGCCAAUCAUGUGCCCUACAAGCCUAGCAUGAGUACCACGUAUGAGGGAUCCCCACUGUCCCUGUCCCGCGCCGGCAGCCGUGAGGGCGUGACCAACGGCAGCGACUCUGACAACUGGCGGGAGAGGAACGGCACAUCCAACGGGCUGCAGGCGCACGCGGAGUACCCCCCUGCUGUGAGCAGCCCCAAGAGGAAGCAGAACAAAUCUGCCGCUGAACAUUACCUGAGCAGCAGCAACUACAUGGACUGCAUCUCGUCGAUGACUGGCAGCAACGGCUGCAGCCUCAACUCCUCCCUCAAAGGUUCAGACCUGCCUGAGCUCUUCAGUAAACUGGGCCUGGGGAAGUACACUGAUGUCUUCCAACAGCAGGAGAUCGACCUCCAGACAUUCCUGACUCUGACUGACCAGGACCUGAAGGAAUUAGGCAUCACCACAUUUGGCGCCCGCAGGAAAAUGCUACUAGCCAUCUCAGAACUUAACAAGAACCGGCGGAAGCUAUUCGAGCCCCCUAUCCGCUCAUCCUUCCUGGAAGGGGGAGCAAGCGGUCGCCUCUCCCGUCAGUUCCACGCCGAUAUUGCCAGCGUCAGCGGGCGGUGGUAG
Messenger RNA from Nerophis lumbriciformis (worm pipefish), 2925 nucleotides. NCBI's taxonomy places the organism in Eukaryota, Metazoa, Chordata, Actinopteri, Syngnathiformes, Syngnathidae. The record is from RefSeq and is a predicted model, not a curated record.